Messenger RNA from Ostrea edulis (European flat oyster), 2510 nucleotides. RefSeq names its product G-protein coupled receptor dmsr-1-like. Lineage: Eukaryota; Metazoa; Mollusca; Bivalvia; Ostreida; Ostreidae. Bases 286 to 1524 code for a protein of 412 amino acids. The record is from RefSeq and is a predicted model, not a curated record. Gene Ontology annotation, cellular component: membrane. Gene Ontology annotation, biological process: G protein-coupled receptor signaling pathway. Gene Ontology annotation, molecular function: G protein-coupled peptide receptor activity. The transcript has 2 exons.
GCGGUAAACUGUGAGGGGAAAACAUCAUAAUUAUAUAUUCAUAGUUAUUCAUUCCUAGUUAAUUUUCUAAUGCAAAGUAUUGCAUUAAGGCAACGACAGAUAAACACAGGAAUUAAUGGAAUAGCACAAUAGGCGCCUCUCUUCGGACCGAUUCCCGGAGAACUCCCCGGAUUAGUUUCGAGACAAUUAAUUGGUCCCUGACUACAGGAUGGAGGCGAACUUCAAGAGCGGAGUCCAUUUCACUAUUUCACGUGACUUCUCAAUCACUUUGAUACAUUGACUUUGAUGUACUCAGUAGUAGGUGUGCAGUUGCGGGAUUUACAACCCACGGUGAGUCUGAAGAUGAUCAACACUACAACGGAUAUCAACAUGACGCCUUCAGCGUUUUCCUGUCUGCUCAGCAGACAAUGUGAUGACCCGGAAGGACUACAAGCGUAUGCGUGCUUCGUCAAUCGGAUUCAUGGCUACCUUAUUCUAGUCUUAGGUUGUUUUGGUGUCCCGACAAACAUAGUGAACAUAGCAAUCCUCACACACAAAUCCAUGCGGUCACCUGUCAACAACAUACUGACGGGGAUUGCUAUCAGUGACCUCAUUACUAUGGUGAUGUCUAUUCCUCUCGGCGUCCAUUUUUAUAUCACAAACAGCCUUGACAUAACAGUAGAUAAAUAUACCUACGGUUGGACUUUAUUUCUGGCUUUUUACGCUAUGGUUACAAUCACCACACAGACGGUGUCCAUCUGGCUCGGUGUGUGUAUGGCGUUCUUUCGUUAUGUGUACAUUAAAUCCAUGGGAUCUGGACGCCAUAACAUCGACACCAAGAAAUCUUGUUUUCUAGUCCUUGUAAUGUUUUUGUUGGUUAUAGUUAUAUACAUCCCGGUAUACAGUUUUGUCUCUAUAAAAAGUAUGACGUGCUUUAAUGACGUUGAGAAUUACACAGUCUCUUACUAUCGAAUGCAACCGACAAUGACCAACGAUAAACCAUCACUGACGCAUGCGUACUCAAUGUGGACAUAUGUUGUCAUCGGAAAAUUGAUUCCUUGUUUCCUCAUUGCUUUAUUCGGUGGUUGCCUCCUUUAUUCCUUGCAAGAAAAUACCAGAAGAGCCAUACACCUUAACGGUGCUCACGCCACCUCGCGGUUAAGGCAACAUCGCAGGACAACCGCCAUGUUGUUAAUUAUCAUUGUGAUGUACAUCAUCGCUUCGCUGCCCCAGAGCAUUUUACUUAUCAUUGGUUUCGUCGAUAAAACGUUCUUUGAGAACGAAUAUGCCUUUUUGGGAGACACCAUUGACAUAAUUUCGUUAUUCAACAAUUCAAUUAAUUUCGUUCUGUAUUGUGCCAUGAGUCGACAGUUCAGGGAUCUAUUAAAACAGUACGUAUGUCAGUAUUUCGUCAUUCCCCAACAGGACGCCAAGAGCACACAGACAGCCAGCCACCUCAUCUCUCAAAACAAUCUCCAUAGUAAGGUGUACGUCAUGAAUGGAAUCAGGAAACAGGAGAGUCCACUUCUGGACAGAAAUAUUUAGUGGACGGUCAAACAUUCUCGGGCCUUUAUGGCAAACUCUAAAAAAAAAAAACCCACCCACAACUUCGAACGUAUUACGAAAAAAUUAAGAAAAUAUCUAUCAAUGAUAAUUCCAUCCCAGAAAAUUCAAACACAACCAGAUAUUUGAUUUAUGGUCCCUUUUGCCGACUUUUGUUUUGUUCUGUUUUGGUCAGAAUCAAUGAGAUAAUCCAUGUAUCAAAUGUUAAAACACGUUAAAUUGGAGCAUCCAUUUUAUACAGCUUUCUUACAUCCGAUGAUCGUAAUACAUUCGAUGUUGUAUUUUUGAGAUUGUCAGCAAAACACAAAGAAGCGGCGACUUAUCUAACGACCAUAAACGACGAAUACACAGUUAAAUGUUGUGCCAUUGUUUUCCUUCGUUUUCUUUCUUUUGUAUUUCCGCGAUGUGAAUGACUCGAUAAAUUGACUUUGAAGAAAUUACGAUAUUCAAGAUCUUUAGUGGAACUCUUGUAUCCAAAAGGAGUUGUUUAAGAACUUGAAUUCAUUUCAAAGACAGACUCUAUGUACUUCCAUCGCAUUAUCUGAUUAAUGUUUCGUUAAGUGAUAAAAUAGCAGUAACUCCGUUGUGAUGAAAAUGAGCAAUAAGAAUUAAUUUGUAAGAAUGAAAAUAAUACUUGAAUAUUGUCAGCAGUAACAUUUUUAAAGUUACACCUACAUUUAGCGCAUUAAUGUAUACUUUCUUGAUUCGUUGUAAACCAUAAAUUGAGAAGAAGAAAUCAGAGAGGAUUAUUAAGUUGUAAGAACUUGUAUCCAAUCCGUUUGUAUGUAUUAUACAAUAAAAUAUGCUCAAUCCGGAAGAAGAAAUAUCUUGCUGUGGCCUUCAACUAGACAUAUUUAGAUACAUCGACAACGUGUUUUAUAUUAACAAUGUUCACUUUUAUCCAUAUGUUGAUUCGAUAUAGAUAUAUCCCUGUGAACUCGAAAUAAAAGACACCACAGAGUCUUUCA